UCUAGUUGAUUAUAAAAAACCAAAAACAAAAAACAAAAAAAACAAAUUCUCUUAUUACGCUACACAGUAAGAAAACCCCACCAAAUUUUAUCCACCGUAUGAUUUUAAAACCCGCAGAAGAACCUGUAGAUUUCUCUGAAACUCAGACAAUUUCUGACAAAUCACCGCCCUCCGUUUCGUUGACCAAACGAGCCCCUCGUGAACUGACCCUCCACACCAUCACCUUUUAACCGUCCGAUCACAAACCCCUCUCUCUCUAUUUUGAAACCCUAAUCAGCUUUGGAAGCUCCACGGUUCCCGAUUUUCCAAUCUCAACUUUAACUGAAGAUGCUGUAUUAAGACCUUUUAUAUUUUGACAUUGAACAUUUAUCCUCAAUCUCUGUUAAUAUCUGUGGUUGUGGAAUGGAUUCGGGAUCUGCUGAUUCGUCAACUUUACCACCUCUUAAAGCUCCUGAUGUACAACCUCCCGCUGCCAUAAAAACCCCAGCUGCUGCUGAUUCUGGACUAGAUAAUUCUCCCCCUAAUGUAUCAUCUAAGUUAUCUCCUUCUGCAAUAUCUUCAUGGGCCAAAAGUUUGAAAAUUCCUCAGCCACUGGCAACCACACAAGAUGAUUCUCCAACUGGAAAUGCUGGAAAAUCAACUUUUGCACGUUUGACUAGUGGCUUAGGUUUGCGCUUGUCUCCAAAAGCUCCUUCAUCAGAUGAUAGUUCUGAAGGAACUUCAACAGCUGUGCAGCCUGGUUUUAUUGGAACUAUUACAAAAGGGUUAGUAGACACCUCCAAGAGUGCAGUGAAGGCUGUACAGGUUAAGGCUCGACAUGUUGUUUCUCAAAAUAAACGAAGAUACCAGGAAGGAGGAUUCGAUCUUGAUAUGACAUAUAUCACAGAGAAUAUUAUUGCUAUGGGGUUUCCUGCUGGUGAUAUGAGCUCUGGCUUUUUUGGUUAUGUUGAGGGGUUCUACCGAAACCACAUGGAAGAAGUGAUUAAAUUCUUUGAAACUCAUCACAAGGGCAAGUACAAAGUGUAUAACCUUUGUUCUGAGAGGCUGUAUGAUGCAUCCCUACUUGAGGGAAAGGUGGCUUCUUUCCCAUUUGAUGACCAUAAUUGUCCCCCAAUUCAACUGAUAAUAUCAUUUUGCCAAAGUGCUUACUCAUGGUUGAAGGAGGAUAUUGAGAACAUUGUGGUUGUGCACUGCAAGGCUGGAAUGGCAAGAACAGGGUUGAUGAUUUCCAGUCUUCUUCUAUUCCUGAAGUUCUUCCCAACUGCUGAGGAGUCAAUUGACUACUACAAUCAGAAAAGAUGUUUUGAUGGAAAAGGGCUUGUUCUGCCCAGUCAGAUUAGAUAUGUCAAAUAUUUUGAACGAGUGCUAACAUACUUCAAUGGGGAAAACCCUCCUGGCCGUAGGUGCAUGCUUAGGGGAUUUCGGCUUCACAGAUGCCCUUAUUGGAUAAGGCCCUCCAUCACUGUCUCAGAUCAUAAUGGUGUUCUCUUCUCUGCAAAAAAGCAUCCAAGAACCAAGGAUCUUUCGCCAGAAGAUUUUUGGUUUAGUGCCCCCAAGAAGGGGGUAAUGGUCUUUGCUUUGCCAGGGGAGCCCGGUCUGACAGAGUUGGUUGGGGACUUCAAAGUCCAAUUUCACGACCGCCAAGGAGAUUUUUACUUUUGGUUAAACACAACAAUGUCGGAAAAUAGAAAAGUUUUAAACACCAACGAUCUUGACGGGUUUGACAAGAGGAAAUUGCCUUCCCCUGGCUUUCAGGUUGAGGUUGUGCUGGUAGAUUAUAAUGACACUGUUCCUACAACACCUAACACUGAAACUUCUGCCAAAAAAAUGGAUGAAAGCUCAGGAACUGCUCCUGCAUCAGUUGAUGAGGGUACAGCUAAACCAAGCCAAAAUAACAACUCAAAAAGUCAUGAUAAAGAUGAUGUUUUUUCAGAUAGUGAGGCCGAAGAAACUGCUGCUUCAAAGAGCCGGCAAGCAGAAAUGGCAUCUGCAGCAGGAGCAGGAGGAACUGUCCCCAUUACCACAUCCAGUUCUGAAACAAAGACAAAUUCUGAUCAAGUUGCUAGUGUAGCUCGUGCAACUGAACAUAUGUCUCUUGGAAACAGCGGCUCAACUCAGAUUCAUGCUGCUGCCAGUGAGCCUAAAAGUGAUGCUGCUGGGGGAGCUAUUUCAGGCCUUGAGGCUCCCAACACAGAAAGUGAAUUCAAGGCAAUGGCGGCUGAUGCAUCUGUUUUUACAUUUGGAGAUGAAGAGGACUAUGAAAGUGAGUAAAUCAGAGGGUGCAUUGUUGGCUUGGAAUGAGAGCUUCUGUACAUAAAUGGCUUGCUAGUUGUAAAUGCACAAAUUGCUGAUUACAGGUUCACCUUCAAUCCAUUUGUUUCCUGGCUAAUGUAUCGCCUGGUUCUGUUGUUAAAUAAGUUGGCUGGUUGUGACUAAAAUUUUAUGUUAUGGGGCUGAAAAUAGUGAAUUUAUUUUAUUAGUUCCAAUGAAGAACAAAAAAAGUUUAAGAUGUUAAUGUCCACACGGGAAAAGUAGAUGUUUAUAUGGUGUGUUUUCCCUGUUGUGCAUCUGUACAUCUGGAACUUGUAUAAAUUACGUUGAACUUGCCCAAUAAUUUUAUUAUAGACCUUACUCUAAA
This is a messenger RNA of Quercus robur (English oak), 2638 nucleotides long. Its product is annotated as phosphatidylinositol 3,4,5-trisphosphate 3-phosphatase and protein-tyrosine-phosphatase PTEN2A. Gene Ontology annotation, cellular component: cytosol. Gene Ontology annotation, biological process: dephosphorylation. Gene Ontology annotation, molecular function: phosphatidylinositol-3,4,5-trisphosphate 3-phosphatase activity. The transcript is spliced from 13 exons. The record is from RefSeq and is a predicted model, not a curated record. Lineage: Eukaryota; Viridiplantae; Streptophyta; Magnoliopsida; Fagales; Fagaceae. The coding region runs from base 403 to 2271 and encodes 622 amino acids.